Molecule: messenger RNA, 1649 nt
Organism: Periophthalmus magnuspinnatus
Lineage: Eukaryota; Metazoa; Chordata; Actinopteri; Gobiiformes; Gobiidae
Exons: 4
Coding region: 2-1498 (498 amino acids)
Source: RefSeq, a predicted model, not a curated record
UAUGGCUCUCCUCCGGCCUCGUGGGGGCGCUGCAUUUUCCAUCUGUGUUUUCGCUCUUCCGGCUUUGGGAAGAGGAGGCAACAUGGCGAACGCAUACAAAAUGACCAAUCGAGACAUCCAGCAGCUAAUUCUUCUCAGAGCCAGUAAUGCUGCCAUUUUUACCGGGAGAAAGAACUCUGCGAUGAGAGGAUGGAGAGCAAUAAAAAGAGAGUUGGGACUUCAGGGGUUGAUGUCGGCUCGUCAGCUCAAGAAGAAAUGGGACAACCUGAACCAAAAGUACAAGGUGAUUAAAAACCCUUCUGAAGGUGAGCAGCCAAAGAACCCCGCAGCUUGGCCCUGGUUUUAUCUGAUGGACGAUGCACUGAAUGGCCGAUUGGACAACGCCGCUAAGGUCAUCGAACUUCUCCCCAUUGACGACGAAAAACACGAAGCAGACUUUCCCUACCGCCCCUCCUCUGACUCGGAAGAUGUAAUCAGCGCUUUAAACGUGGUUGAAAUGGCUCCAAUUGAAAGCGAGGAAGACAUUGAGAUGAUUGACAAAAGCGGCAACUAUGAAGAAAGCACCAAAAAACCCAACGAAAUUGCAUUGCAAGCUCCGAAAAUUACUGUUAAAACGCUGGAAAGUGUGCCAACCAUGCCCAAACAUACUAUGACACCAAUAGAACCAAAUACAAAACCAAGUACGCAACCUUCAUUGCUAUACGCAACUCUUUUACCAGAUUCUACUGCUUCAGUUGCAAGCAAAGUUCCAACCACCUCUACCCAAAGUAUCGUCAUGCAAGCUAAAACUGUCGACAACACUAGCACACAAAAUGUCCAGCCAAGAACAGUGCUUUACGCAACUUUGUUACCGGAUUCUACCGCUACUACUUCUAACAGCGCUACUACUUCUAACAGCACUACUAGAAAUUGCCUUGCAUCAAAUCGGAAUAUCGCUUUGGAAGUUGUAGAGUUGAACAAAAAGUUCUUGGAAUAUAAAAGGGAGAAAAAAGCACUUGAAAAAGAACAAGCCGAGUUUGACAAAGAGUUGAUCAAUUUGGAAAGGGAGAGAGAGCAGUUGAACAAAGAAAGGCAGGCACUGGAUUUGAAGAAAAUUGAAAAUGAGCGCGAUAGGGCAGUGCUAGACAAAAACAGGGCCGAUUUGGAGAGAGAGAAGGCUGGAGUGGAGAGGGAUAAGGUAUUGCUGGAUCGUGAUCGGGCUUACCUAGACCGAGACAGAGCAAUUUUUGAAAGAGAUAAGAUUUUUCUUGACAAAGCAAAAGAGGAUUUCGAAAAACAAAAAGAAACAUUCAGGAAUCAAAUGGCAACAUCUGCGUCCGAGGUUGAACAGGAGAGAAAAUGUGGAGCUACAACAGAGGAAGAGGAACAAAUGGAUGGCUCCGAAAAAUACAACAAUUUAACAGACAAAGUUUUACAAAUAUUGACAGCAGAUGCAGACCAAGAAGAAACAAGGCAUAGGUUUGCAACUUUAGUUAAAAAACUAUCAGAAAAGCUGUAAAAAUGUAAAAAAAAAAAAAAAAAAAAAAGAAAAAAGUUAAAAUGUAGCUGUUGCACUUUAGAAUAGCUCACUCUAUAAACUGAAAGAAUAAUAACCAGUUCAGGGCUGCAAUGAUGAAUCGACUAAUCUGCAGUAGUUAACUAAAAAAAUU